GUGCUCUGCUCGCCGACCGGCCAACUGGCCCGUCUCCGGCUUUAGUCAUCUGGUUUAGCUCAUCUCACAUCGCUUCCUACGCGGCCAAGCAGCUCAAAGUGGCGCCCAAACAACACCCCGCCGGUGGCCCACGCGACAUGGAGGGGGAGGUGAGCGUGCUGCUGGUCAUCACGGUGAUCAUCGGCACGAUCCUGAUGACGUCACUGCUGGCCUGCUACAUCUGCGUGUUCCGCCAGCUGUGCUGCUCGCGCGACGCGGACCUGGACCGGAGCUACAGUGGGCGCGGCUCGAAGCGAACGUUGCGGGACAGCACCAACAUGGCGGAGAUCACCAACAUCACCAGCCAGCAGACGGAGAUCGAGAAGGUCUAGCUGCGGUCGAGCGAAGAGGCCAUCACUUCGCUCUAGUUCCCAGCGCUACUUGCCGGUACCCGACCACCUACAUACAUACUGUAAAUAGGCGUGUUUGGAGCAAACCGCCAAGCUGUCCAGGUUCC
Molecule: messenger RNA, 496 nt
Organism: Anopheles cruzii
Lineage: Eukaryota; Metazoa; Arthropoda; Insecta; Diptera; Culicidae
Exons: 1
Coding region: 138-371 (77 amino acids)
Source: RefSeq, a predicted model, not a curated record